UUAAAUGUCAUUACUAUGCGCAUCUUUUACAGUAUUAAUAGCCUGUAUAUAAAACGUCAGCUAAUAAUAUGUUUUCACUCGUGUCUCUUCACCUUCACAUUUUGUUGCAAACAUGUCUUUUCGUAAAGCAAAAACAAAUGACUGAUUCCUCCCCAUCCGGAGCAAUGUAUGGAAUACCACAGAAUUCCCAUCUAGGGGCCGCUGUGUGGUGGGAGGAGCGGAAGUUGAGGAAGUCGUGUAAUAGAUCGGGGAAUGAAGAGACCGUGUUUGUUCCAAACGGUGCGCCGCUCCGGAGUUCAGGAAGCGCCGAUAAAACCAUCCCGAAACUAAACACACACGCGCACUCGCCGGCGCGCGCUCAUCGGGACCGUGACUCGGGACCGGAUCAGGACACUUUUGCAUUAUGCAUUCGGACUGCAGGCUGCUGGGAUGGACGCGUCGGUAAUGGUGGGCAGAGGGACCGGAGGGGCUGCGGUCUUCAUCCUGAUCGUUUUUAUCUCACUCCUCGGUGCCAGAAGCUCGCGGGCGCAGAAGGGGGACGGCUGUGGGCACACCGUGCUGGGUGUGGGCAGUGGGAGCCUGGCGUCUCUGGGGUACCCUCUGUCCUAUCCCUCAAACUCUGUGUGUGAAUGGGAGAUCAGCGUGACCACCGGACACAUAAUCCUUUUGCGCAUUGCGGAUCUUGACAUAGACACAAACAACUGCCAAGUUUCUUACCUGCGACUCUAUAAUGGCCACGGACCGGGGCGAACAGAAAUUGUGAAGUUCUGUGGAGGGAAAGAAUGGAGAGACGCUGUCAUACAGUCAGAGGCGCAUCAGGUCACUGUGCAGUUCAUGAGUGGACCGCACAACAACGGCCAUGGCCUCUUCCUCUCCUACACCAAAAGUCAGCACACAGACCUCAUCACCUGUCUGGAAAAAGGAGAGCACUUCAGUGAAGCGGAGUUCAGUAAAUUCUGUCCUGCUGGAUGCCUGACUGAUUUCGGGGAGGUUUCGGGAACCAUACCGCAUGGAUACAGAGAUUCUUCUCCUCUCUGUCUGGCCGGUGUUCAUGCGGGUGUGGUCUCCAACACUCUGGGGGGGCAAAUCAGUGUGGUCAGCAGCAAAGGCAUCCCACACUACGAAAGCUCACUGGCCAACAAUGUGACAUCUGUGCCUGGAAAUCUCUCCCCAAGCCUCUUUACUUUUAAGACCAGUGGUUGCUAUGGCACUUUGGGUUUAGAGUCGGGGGUGGUCAGUGACUCUCAGAUCACAGCCUCCUCAGAGUGGGAAUGGGGCGGUCACGGAAAGGAGCCCACUGUCUGGGGCCCCACAGGGGCCCGACUCAAAACACCAGGACGUCCGUGGGCAGCAGCCAACAGCGACACAAAAGAAUGGAUUCAAGUGGACUUAAAGAAGGAGAAAAGAAUAACAGGUAUUACCACCACUGGCUCCACCCUCCAAGAAUAUCAGUUUUACGUUUCAGCCUAUGAGGUGUUAUAUAGCCAUGACGGACAGCAGUGGAAACCCUAUCAAGAAGUUGGAUCCGAUAAAAAUAAGAUUUUCCAAGGGAACACCAACUAUCUCCAGGAAGUACGGAACAACUUUAUUCCUCCAGUCGAAGCACGCUUCAUCCGAAUAUGUCCAUUGCAGUGGCACCAGAGGAUUGCCCUUAAAAUGGAGCUUCUGGGCUGCCAGCCUCAUGCAGCGAGGCCAAGAAUCUUCCAUCCAGCUCCUCCUCCCCCUCGCAGAAGAAGCACAGUGCCCCCCCUACAGGAGAAGACCACACACACUCCCAACAUCCGAAACACCACCAUGCCUCCUCACUCUCAUGACGAGGUGGCGCUGGUGGCGGUGUUGGUUCCGGUAUUGGUGGUGGUUCUGACAACGCCUUUGUUAGUGAUGGCGUGCUCUUGGCUGUGGAAGAACAGAAAAAGCCCAGAGGUGACUUAUGACCUCCCACACUGGGAGCGCACAGUGUGGUGGAAGAGUAUGAAACAGUUGCUGCCUUCUAAGUUGGAUGGAGAAGACUGUGUUCGAUACAGUUCCACAGCACGAGUGGACCACCAGAGACCCCGGGUGGAGCCUGCAGAAUACGCCCAGCCUCUUGUCACCGGUACAAUGGCCUCUCUUGGACAAAGGUCAACAUUUAAGCCCGAAGAAGGCGAUGCCCCCGAGUAUGAUGCGCCUAUUCCCCCUGAACAUUACCACGCUUACGCUGAGCCCCUUCCUGCGUCUGGCACUGAAUAUGCCACGCCAAUCAUGAUUGACAGGGCUAACCACCUAUCAGGAGGCACCCUGCCAUUCAGGGGCCGUGGUUUAGUGGCUCGGACAGACAGCAGCCAAUCAGCAAGCUCAGCUUAUGACACACCCAAGAGCACAUCUGAUCAAGUCACACCCACAGAGGGACAGUUGUACCAAGUGCCACAGAACUCCCACAGUGCACCGUGUCAGAAAAAAGACUGACCAAUCGCAGAAGAGCGUACCCUUUUGGAAGCCCGCGGCUGAACACUACCUUUCCCAGAAAUCUGCAGAUCAGAUCAGAAUGUGCCGUCUCAAAUAGUACGCCACGCAAGUCCUAUCACUGAAAUAACACACAGGAAUGUCAGGAGAAAGAGAACAGCAGAGAUCUCUUUACACUACUGUGUUUUGUGGGUGUUUUGUGUGUUCAUAAGUCUAAAUGUGUGUACGAGUGCAUAUAUGUGACUGUGCUCUGCUAUCAAACUGUGAGUCCUUAGAUAUCUGUGCAUUUUUCUGAGAGCGGAGAUGUAUUCGUCUCUAUCGCUCGUUGUAAGGCACAUUUUUUUUUCUUUAGGCAAAGAUAUUUUCAACAAAACCGCCCUCACGCAUAAUACCAAAUGAUUGCAUUUCAAAUGAAUAGACAGACACUCUCAUAACACUGUGAUUCACUGUCAUGUUGCACUGUUGUAUUGUAUUCUGCUGUUACAUAGGUGCCUUCUUUGUGACAUAGCAACACAGGCCUGCGCUGGUUUCUUUAGUUCUGUUCCAAAACCUGGUGAGUUCAUCUGCUAUCUAUACUGCCUACAUAGACGCCUGCCUUAACAGUGCAGCAUGCUAACUUAUAGGGGUGAACAUCUCACAUUGAUUUUCAUAGCCGUAGGUACAGAAUUUGAGAUCUGGCUGCUUUUUUAAUAGAUUCAGGGGCCUGUGAUUGAUCUAUCAGUAGUAUGAUAUUAUAUUCCCGUUUCAUUUUUUUUCAUUCAAUUCACAAAUGCAGCCAAAAUAUAACAAUUGAACUCUGAAAAUGGCAAAUUCUGUAUCUUCAACAAAAAAUCGAGUCACACAUGAGAUCAUCAGUCAUCUGAUGACAGCUCAUCAUUGGCUUGUGCAAUGAUAUAAACCAUGACGAAAGAAAGAAAGUCUCUCAGUGCAAAUUUAGCGCUCUAAAUUCUAAAUGAGGUACUCUGUUGUUGAAACAAUGUACUUGUACUGAGGCGAAAAAAAAGAGGCUUUUUUUAUAACAAACAAGUUUUCAAUUAUAUCUCAUAGAUAUAUGAAAAUAUCGAUUUUUUUUUUUCCAGUGUUGAAUCGUUCCACAUUGUUAGUCACCGACAAAACGUUUUGUCUUGUGAUUUUACGUAAAAUCAAAGCGUUUGAUAACCACAGAACCAAUAUACGAUAACUAGUGUUUAAAAAUCUGUUUAGAUUUGAGGAGUCUUCCACCUAGAGCUUGUAUCUUGAAGAUAACUAAUUUGAAUUGGUUUAUAAUGGUUAGCAUGUUGCUAAGCUAACUCCUCAGCAUUGUAAUAAGCAGAAAAUAGUUUUUUUUUUUACACAAAUAUUGGGCAAUUGGUAAUUUUUUACAUAUAUUUAACUAGUUAGAAUAUAGUUUUCAUUAUUUAAUGACAUUAUGUUCAUCCAAGUGCAUACUUGCAUACAUUUUUCACUGAGCGGUCUGCUUUUGGGGGGAAAACAUUUAAUGCCUUAAAGCGCUGCCUUGCUAGGUAACUCUCAAGGUUUUGGAACAAGAUGAUGGUUGUGUGCAUUGUUCAGUUAAGUCUGAAUAAAUUUAAGUUGGACGGGCUGACAAACAUUUAUUCAGCACAGGAACUAGCGAGGCCUUUCUUUAAAAAAAAAAAAUAAUAAUGGUACAGCAAUGGUGCUGGUGCUGCAUUUUCAGUUUCCCAUGCAAAAGUCCUCCGUGCAUGACUGCACAUAUACAUUCAUGCCAGAUGCAUUAUUAGUCAUGCACGUCAAAACCUGUGCCACGCAAAAAUUCAUUUUAUUCUUCCUGCUGAUGUGUCUUGUAUUAAUACUCCCAAACCACUAACAGGUCGAGUUUAAGCUAGCUCCUAUAGUUACACUGUCCAAAUGGAUACUUUACCAAAUGUGACCCUUCAAAGCGGUCAAAGGUUAAAGAGCAAAACACAGGAUGCCGACAUUCUUGCCUAUAACAGGAUUCACUCUGUGCCGAGUUGUCGUUUAUAUAUAUAUAUAUAUAUAUAUAUAUAUAUAUAUAUAUAUAUAUAUAUAUAUAUAUAUAUAUAUAUAUAUAUAUAUAUAUAUAUAUAUUUUUUUAUUGUUGACUUGAAGACCAAACAACCUGAUGGAUAAUCAAUCCAAGCAUAUUAUCCAUUUAACGUUAUCAGACCAAACAUUGCCUCACACUAUGGAUUUUGGAUACCAGGAUGUUGCAUGUUCAAAGUCAAAAUAGUACACUGUUAUGUUUGUCAUUUACUACAGCAUUAUAAGUCAUUUUUCGGUACUUGCAUUAGUUUACUGGCUUAAAGCAAAGAAAUGUCCACAGUGGGGGUGCUAUGGACAUGCCUGUAUGUUUCAGUGUCUUUGUGUGUUUAAGAGUGUACCAGAUUCAGUUGUGUAUGUGCAUGACUGCUUGUUACCAGAGUUCUAUGUAAUGUGUUUCUGUGCACUGUAUCCACGUGUGUGUGUGUGUGUGUGUGUGUGUGUGUGUGUGUGUGUGUGUGUGUGUGUGUGUGUGUGUGUGUGUGUGUGUGUGUGUGUGUGUGUGUGUGUCUUCAUGUGUGUCUGCUGUUUACUGUACAUCUGUCUCUAAAUGAUGAUUGGUACUGUAGGUUGAUUGUAAAGAAAAAAACAAUUUAAAAUGGUAAAUUGAAGUUUUAUUAAAAAUGUAAUUACAAAAAGCAGACAGCUGGAUUAAUUCCUAGCCUGAACUAAUUAACUCAGCAGAGCCUUUUCUUUUUUUUUUGUUGUUUUUUUGUUUUAGUCAUUUACUAUUCACAUUAAUGCAUUAAAAUUAAAACACGCAUCUAUUAAUGAGACCCAAGCAGCUGAAAUCCCAAAACAUAUUAACAGAUUUGAGCUUGAAAAUGUCUUCUUUUUUUUUUCAACAUCAAAAUUUAAUUUUAAAAUGUAUAUUUUUACACAAAGACAUGUUAUGUUUCAAUAUUUUAAAUACACACUAUAUUGUAGUUCAUUCAAUAAGUCUUGCAGUGACAAAAUAUUUUUGUUACACAUUCUAUGUAGUACCUCAAUUAAUAAAUGGAUAUAAUACGUGCAAUAAUUAUACAAAUAUUAGAAGCCGCUUAUUUUGUACUUUGAUAUGCCAGCUACUUAAUAAAUUUUUCUCAAUCAUAAGCAAUUGACAAAAUUUUCCCACUAGCAGGCCUAGUCUGACUGAUUGACAGGGCAUUAUACCAAACUGACAUACUGACAAAAGAGUCAAUUUGUAAACUAUUUGGCGCAAAGCAAAUACAAAAGGCCAAGUGUCUAAACUGGUGUGUUCUUCUGCAACUUUUACAUGAAAAAUGACCACGCACUGUAUAACAAGUAAAUGCAGAGUUCAGUGAACACAAGUGGUAAAUUGUCAAAGACGCCCCCUGCUGGCAAUUAAUGCACAUUACUGGAACCCUUUCUGCAUAUGCGGAGCAUACUUUAUGCUAUUAUUAUUUAUAUAAUUUAUUUUAAUAAAUUGUUUUUAAACAGUAUACAGUUGCUGUUGGUUCAUUCAUCGCGAUGUAACUAGAUCAAAUCAAAUGUGUGCGCUUUGUAUACUGCGCAUUUUAUAUAUUGUAAGUCAUGUGGGUAUGUACUGCAGAAAGUAAAUUUGCAUACACUGUAUAUAUAUAUAUAUAUAUAUAUAUAUAUAUAUAUAUAUAUAUAUAUAAAUAUAAAUUAGUAGUAUUGUAUU
Molecule: messenger RNA, 6109 nt
Organism: Puntigrus tetrazona (Sumatra barb)
Lineage: Eukaryota; Metazoa; Chordata; Actinopteri; Cypriniformes; Cyprinidae
Gene: dcbld2
Product: discoidin, CUB and LCCL domain containing 2
Exons: 15
Coding region: 430-2445 (671 amino acids)
Source: RefSeq, a predicted model, not a curated record